AUGUGACGUGAGAAUUGCUGAGGAUCUUCAAGAAGGAUUUAAUCCAAACACAUCUUUAAUCUCUGAGACGACUGCUAAGCAUGCGAGGGUUGACAUACUACUUGCUAAGCCUCUUGCUAGCGACUGGAGUACUAUCUAGCUAUAAUGCCUAUCGUUUACCCACGGUUCUCAAGCCCCAACACUAUGAUCUCCGCAUACUGACCCAUUUGACUGGGCCUGACGAGCUGCGGUUCGAGGGUCGUGUAAAAAUCGAUUUUCAAAUACAGAAAGAGACAAGGAAUAUUACGCUGCAUGCCAAGAAUUUGACCAUUGAUGAGGCACACAUUAGUUUGACAUCGCAAAACGGCAGCAAUUACAGCAUUACUAACAUUGAGGUAAAUGAAAAGUGUGAAUUUUACAUAAUGCAUCUCGCUGAGAAACUACAGCUCACUGAGCACUACCAGCUGAUCAUGCCCUUCAAGAGUAAGUUGAAUGCAAAUGAUACGGGCUACUACUGGAGCUCCUUUAAUGAUUCAGUGACCGAACAAACACAUUAUUUGGCAGCGACACAAUUUUCACCGACUUAUGCCCGGAUUGCGUUUCCGUGCUUUGAUGAGCCGCAUUUAAGGGCAACGUUCAGGGUUACACUGGGCUAUCAUAAAAAUUACACAGGACUAAGCAAUACACCAGUGAGCAAAUGUAUAGUACAUGACACGCUUCAGGACUAUGUCUGGUGCGAGCAUGAACCUCUUUUGAGUACGUCCACCUAUCUGGUGGCCUAUGCCGUGCACAAUUUAACUAGCGUACCGGCCCGGCCAAGUGACACUGUGCAUAAAGUCACCUUUCGCAGCUGGAUGCAACCGACGGUCGUUGAGGGAAGCAGCUUCGGUGUGGAAUUCGCACCAAAAGCCUUGAGUUAUUUGGAGAGACUUCUGGAGUAUACGUUUCCAUUGCAUAAGGUUGAUCAGCUGGCGCUGCCAACUCACAAAUUUAGUGCCAUGGAGAACUGGGGUCUGGUCACGUUUAAGCAGAGUCAUUUUGUUCACAACGAUGAGGUGGAAAUGCAGCAGACAAAAGAGAAUAAGGCAAGCACCGUGGCACAUGAAUAUGCACAUCAAUGGUUCGGUAAUUUGGUAGCCAUUAAAUGGUGGAACGAUCUUUGGCUUAAGGAGGGACCUUCCACAUACUUCGGCUACUUGACUCUGAAUGCUCUGAUGCCUGAAUGGGGCAGUUUUGAGCGCAGCAUUGCAAAUGAUUUGGCCCUAUUCUUUUAUCAGGAUAUGUUUAACGAUACAAUUGCAAUUUCACGCAAUGUGAACGAUUCGAAAAGCAUUUUGGAACAAUUUAGUCCGUAUGUGUACAAAAAGGGAUCCCUGACGAUACGCAUGCUGCACAUGUUGCUAGGCAACGAUAUCUUUUUUACAGGCAUACGCAACUAUGUGGAUCGGCAUGCUUAUGACAGUGUUGCCCAGUCUGAUCUCUGGCAGGCGAUGCAGGAGGCUGCGGUUGCAAAAGGUACCCCGGCUGCUGACAUACCUCUGUCCACUGUCAUGGACUCCUGGACACUGCAAAGGGGUUAUCCGCUUGUGAGCGUGAUAAGGAACUAUACAGCAGGUUUUGUAUGGGUUAAUCAAACUCGAUUUAUGCUGGCAACUCCUGACGACGAUAAAAAAGACGAGAGCUGCUGGUGGAUACCGCUCACGUUUGUGAACCAACAGCAAGGAGCUUUUGAGCAAACACACCCACAGUUUUGGCUGGAAUGUCCCGGUGCUGAGAAAACCGUACAGCUAACCAAUAAGCCAGCCCCUGACGAAUGGCUCAUGCUGAAUCCACAAGUGAACACCAUCUAUCGUGUCAACUAUGAUGAGCGCAAUUGGCGCCUGAUCAUCGACACCCUAAAUUCCGACAAUCACUUUGGCGAUAUUCAUGUGCUCAAUCGAGCACAGUUGGUGGAUGACCUUUUGGCACUUGCGUUGACAAAGCGUCAGAGCUAUGAGCUGGCAUUAAAAAUGCUGGAGUAUCUGCCGCGGGAGCGCGAACUUUUGCCCUGGAACACAGCCUUUGAGGUGCUUAACAAGCUUGGUGCACUGCUGCGCGACGAGCAGGCGAUCAAAUUUAGGCUCUUCAUGAGAAAGCUUGUUGCACCACUUUAUGGACGCUGUCCCCAAAUAAACUCAGUGGAGAUAAGAACCAAGUGGAGUCCAUCUAUUGCUCUAUAUCGUUUGGCUUAUCAUCAGGCCUGCCGCUACGGCGUGGACGACUGCGUCAGUCAGGCCGUGCGAUAUACACAAGGAACUGAGUACGGCACGGAGGUGCCUGUUAAUUAUAGAGAUAUUAUGUAUUGUACGAGCAUUGAACAGGGCAACGAAAUGCUGUUUCAUUUUCUGAGGGAACGCUUUCAAAACUCGACUGCUGAUGCCAUAAAGGGCGCCUGGGCAACAGAACUUGGCUGCAGUCCUGAUUUCGGCCAGUUGCAAUCGUUUUUGGACUAUUUACUUCUGGCAACGGAUAAAACCACAUAUAGUUAUUAUAUACAAGCCGUAACUUCAGCAUUGAGCCGUCAACAUGUGGCACCGGAGACCGCAGACCACAUUCUGAAGCAUGCCAAAAUACUCAAUAACAAAUUCAGCAGCAGGGAAAUUAAAAUGUUGCUCUUAACAAUAAUUGGCAAUUCGUACACCCAACUUGAAGAGCAUCAGUUAAGGCAACAAUUGAAGGGCCUCAACAAAUUCGAGGAGCAUCUACGGGAAGCGCUCAAUAGGCGUGAAAUAAAUCGUCAUUGGCUGACGCAACGUGCCGAAUAUUUUAUUAGAGCUUUAAGCAAAUAUCUUUAAGACUCAUAAUAUAGUAGCUGUGUGGCAGCUAAUUGUAGCUGCUUUGAUUCUGCGAACGAUAAAACUAGCUUAACUCGAAUACUCAACAACUUUUUCUUAUGUCAAAUUCAAGUGUGCUGACAUGCUGCUGCUCAACAUCUAAACAUCUAUGGUAUUAAUUAAGCCAACAGUGAUGAAAUCUUGGAAUUGAAAUUGAAAGGAAUGAAGACGAUGCAGGCACGCAGCGCCACCUUUUACUUGCCACCAACGCCAACGAUAUCCGCCCAGCUUUACUGGCAUUCGAGGUAUCCUGCUGUUUGUCCUGUCAGAAACUUGCCUUGCCGUGCCUUUGACUUGUAAAUUGCUUGACACGGGGUACGACACACGCACAUACAGCCACACACACACAUACACACGAUUUGCUUUGUUUGGCAUGCGACUUCGCUUGGCAUUUGACGUUUACACGAAGAUGACAAAAUGUUUCGC
Drosophila montana is the source of this 3278-nucleotide messenger RNA. RefSeq names its product aminopeptidase Ey. Gene Ontology annotation, cellular component: cytoplasm. The transcript is spliced from 6 exons. Lineage: Eukaryota; Metazoa; Arthropoda; Insecta; Diptera; Drosophilidae. Gene Ontology annotation, molecular function: metalloaminopeptidase activity; zinc ion binding; peptide binding. Bases 81 to 2813 code for a protein of 910 amino acids. Gene Ontology annotation, biological process: peptide catabolic process; proteolysis. The record is from RefSeq and is a predicted model, not a curated record.